UGUGUGUGAUGGAGUGUUCGGGCCAGUUUGAUAAAAGAUAAACCAUGCAAGUGUUUGUUUGUUAGGUUCGUAUGACGUCAUGGCUGAAGCUUAACUCAAAGAGAAAGAAAAAAAAAAUAGAAUUUAAAAAAAACCCGGAUGUGAUGUCAUAGCGUAGUUCUCGAAGAAAGUAAACAAGUGUUAAUUCCAACUUCGGUACGAGCGGCACCAAAUUACCUUCCAUAUACACCAACGGGUAUGUAUACGAGUCAGAAAUAGGGGUGAGAGCUUAUUUUACCGAGAAUCUGUUGGUGACACAAGGAGACUUCCACACUCACUGAAUAGCUAAUUACUUCACCAUGAACAAGGGUCAAUUCUUCCAACGGGUUCUACCAGAGAGCUGCAUUUCCUUCUCUUCUGAAGAAGGCAAGACUAUCUUCACCGAAGCCUUGAUGUCUGGAUACAUGAAUUGCUAUUUCAAACUGGCAGCUCAGUUCCGUACACAGGAUGAACCGGCCUACUGUGGUCUCUCUACGUUGGUCAUGAUACUCAAUGCACUGGAGAUUGAUCCGGGCAUUGCAUGGAAAGGUCCAUGGAGAUGGUACCAUGAAAACAUGCUGGAAUGCUGUGUUCCACUGGAGGUGGUCAAAGUAAAUGGGAUCAGUCUGGAGCAGUUCACUUGUAUUGCUCAGUGUAAUUGUCUCGUCACAACAGUUGUACGUCCGGAACCAAAAGACGAAGAAACUUUCCGAAAUGUUGUGAAAUCUUACACAAAACGAGAUGAUGCAUUCAUUGUGGCCACGUAUUCCCGUAAAGUUCUCAAACAAACUGGAGAUGGACAUUUCUCACCAAUUGCAGGGUAUCACCCUGGGCGCGACAUGGUCCUCAUGAUGGACACAGCCCGGUUCAAAUAUCCACCCCACUGGAUACAUCUACCCUCUUUACUCACUGCUAUGAACACACAGGACAAAGCUACAGGAACUCUCCGAGGUUAUGUGCUGCUAAGCAAGAACACGGGCUGUGACCACCCUGUUAUAUUUUGUGUGUCUUCUCAACUAAGUCUGGCAAUUCAUUCCAUAAUACCAGCAGACAUUAUGACUUUUGUACAAAAAUGGUGGGAUUUCUUGGAGCACCAAUCCGAGGCCACAGAUUGUCUUGUGACCAUCACGGAGGCAACUGGCCAUAUAAUGAAGCUACUGAGUGAUCUGAAGGCAGAGAACUGGCUCCUGGGAACACAUGUUCUUGACCAGAAAUGUCCUUGUGAUUUGCAAGAGAAAUUCCAGUGUAUGAAAGAACUGUUGUUAGAGAAACUUGAGAAGACGGACCUUUAUUUGCUGGUUUCACAACAUGGUGAGAAGAAGUACAAGGCCCCAACGUGCAUCUGUCGACCAGCACAAAAAUGUGAAGAAGCUUCGAAACCAUACAAAGCUGUACACAAUUUACACAUGGUAACAAUGCUUCUGUUUGCCUGGCCUUAUGGUGCAGCAACAAAUCCUGAUGCUGUACCAUCCGACAGCACCACUGCUGAAGUACUUAACAAGCAAGUACUAAGUAUGUAUGUCAAGAAACAGAUCAUCGGAGCAGAUUUAUCCAGAGAAAUCGAGGGUCUUAAAAACCAGCUGACUGUCAUUUUGGCCCAACUGUAUUCAGACGAUAACAAUAAGGUUACAAAUGAUGUUGAUAAACAGGACAACCAAUAAAGUUAACGAGGAAGCACACAAAACAACCAGGUUACUAAUGAACUAAGAAUCCACUUGAUAAAUAAGAGAAACUAUUAGCAGGGCUGGAUGAUGAACUGUAAAAGGUACUCUUAAGCCCUAUAUGGUGAAUGGUAAAUUCAUCAGAUAACAGGCAGUGUGAAGGAAUGAUAAUGGCUAAGUACUGGGGCUACUCAAAGAAAAUUGCUAGAUGUAUGGGAAUGAGUAGGUAUUUCAGCAUUAAUGGUAAGGAACAACUGCUGGGGGUUACUCAGAGGAAAUGGCUAAAUGUAUAGGAAUGAACAGCUUUUGACACCAAUCCAUCUAAAACCAACCCUGAAUCUGUGAUACAAAGCAUCUUGUUUUAAAUGGUCUAAUUUAAAACAUUCCUCCAAAAUUUCACAUUAACUUGUUUCAAACAGCAGAUUGGUGAGGACAAAGGUAUUUUAUUAAAUUCUUCAUUAUUUUUAGAAUUAAUUGAAACAAAGGCAGCGUAUUUCAAUGGGAGUAUGGUAACAAAAGGGUUAAGAUGCAGCAUUCAUGAUAAGGACCAAGAACUCAGGUUAAUCAGAGCAAAUGGCUAGUUGUAUGAGAAGGAGUAGAUAUUUUAUCAAAGUUCACACUUUCUGGGGUUAUCAGAAGAAAUGGUUAAGUCUACAUAAGAAGCACUAACGGUAAAGACGAAGUACAGGGGUCACUCAGAAGAAAAGUUGAAGUGUACGUAAUAGGUAGGGUCACACUUAACAUACUACCUCUAGUUUACAUUAUUACA
Molecule: messenger RNA, 2448 nt
Organism: Octopus sinensis (East Asian common octopus)
Lineage: Eukaryota; Metazoa; Mollusca; Cephalopoda; Octopoda; Octopodidae
Product: glutathione gamma-glutamylcysteinyltransferase-like
Exons: 5
Coding region: 339-1679 (446 amino acids)
Biological process (GO): cellular detoxification of cadmium ion; detoxification of copper ion; response to metal ion
Molecular function (GO): glutathione gamma-glutamylcysteinyltransferase activity; metal ion binding
Source: RefSeq, a predicted model, not a curated record